This is a messenger RNA of Aspergillus caelatus, 757 nucleotides long. RefSeq lists its product as uncharacterized. The record is from RefSeq and is a predicted model, not a curated record. The transcript has 4 exons. Lineage: Eukaryota; Fungi; Ascomycota; Eurotiomycetes; Eurotiales; Aspergillaceae. The annotation marks the transcript as partial.
ACUGCACUAUCUUGUAUAUAAGAGCUGGUUAUUUUGUCAUGAAGUGUGGAUAAUUAUGAGCGGUAAAGCCGCCCGACCCACAGUCCAUCAAUGGCUGUUCAUCUUGGUGGUUGGUUGCAUGGUUACCAGAUUCCCAUCCCGAAAACCCAUACCGGCCAUUAGGCAAUGCCUCGAUAUCUAGCUAUCGUUCGGCACAGCACUCUCGAGUCGUUUGGUCACUGCGAGAAAGAAGUCAAGAGGAUGAUCAAAGCGAGGCUGGCUGUACAUGAAGCAACAGAGUUUAGCUUCAUCCUGCCGACCGCAUCCUUGCCUCCGGUCUAUUACGCAUCGUUUGUUGUUCCACACGUUAUUACGGAGAUGGAAAUGGAUGGCUUGAGACUUGCCGAUGGUCUUCUUCUUGAUGUUCGCCGCUUACAGGAAGAACUUGAAGUGUACAACAUUGUAGAUCUAGUCUAAAGCAUAGAGAUAUACUAGCAUAUUCUCUCUCAAACAUGAGCUUUCAGGGAGGACAUUUGUAUGGAUAAGACGGAGUAUCAACCUUCCAUAGAAGCUAGGAAAUCUGGGAUAGGGAAAUGUUCGAAUGCUCUGGAUGGAUGGCCUGUGGAUACCGCUCGAUCGAUAUAUGGCUCGCUAAUAUCUGUCAAACUACACUAUGCCCAUAGAAUGACAGCUGCAGCUCCUGCAAGUACAUCUUGCCGUGCAAUACCUGCAACUUAGUUUUUAUUUGUUCCGUAAAUGGGGCGACCGUUGUUGAAGG